AUGGAACUUGAUCCAAGUAACAACCAAAACAUUUCAAUUCAGCCAUUUUUUAUGUCCAACAACAUGUUGAAACCAGAAAUAGACGAUGAUUUUUGCAUACACUCUAAAGAUUAUCUUCAAGAUUUUCAGCACCUUGAUCUUAAUUUUUCUUACAAUACCUUCAACAACCCUGAAAAUGUUAUGAUUGAAACUAAUGGUUAUUAUGACCCCUUUGAUCCAUUUUCCAAUAUUGAGGACAAUUUUUCUUCGUUAGGGGAUUUUAACUUUAGUUCUGAGCUUAAUCCAUUUGAUCAGGAAAAUGGAGAGAGUGGUAGUAGCAAAGACAUGAAGAAUAAUUUUCAGGGUGCUGAUGGUGAUGAGUUUGUGAAACCUUUGAACUUUGUUGUGCCUGAUGAUCAAAGUUCAUGUGUCACUGGUGAUCAUAAUGGUUCUUGCAAAUUAGAAAUUGGUGGAGGAAAGACUAAUAGUAAGAAGAUGAGUAGAAAUCUAGGUGGUAGAGGGAGGAAGAAGUCUAAAUCCGCUAAAGGACAAUGGACAAUUGAAGAAGACAGGCUUUUGAUCCAUUUGGUAGAGAAAUUUGGAAUUAGAAAAUGGUCUCAAAUAGCUCAAAUGCUCAAAGGGAGGAUAGGCAAGCAAUGUAGGGAGAGGUGGCACAACCAUCUCAGACCUGAUAUAAAAAAGGAUUUGUGGACGGAGGAGGAAGACAGGAUCUUAAUCGAAGCUCAUGGUGAAGUGGGAAAUAAAUGGGCAGAAAUUGCAAAAAGACUUCCUGGAAGAACUGAAAAUUCAAUUAAGAAUCACUGGAAUGCAACAAAAAGAAGGCAAUUUUCAAGAAGAAAAUGUCGUACCAAAUGGCCAAGGCCUAGUUCUCUCCUCCAGAAUUAUAUCAAAAGUUUGAACUUGGAAAAAGGAAGCAGCAAAAAAAAUUCUCAAAUCAAUGACACAAAUUCUAGUGCCAAAGUCAUAAAGGUAUCACCUAAGACAGAAGCCAUUGAAUUUUGCCAAGGCAAUAAUAUUGGUGAUUAUGAUUUCAUGAGUGAAGCUCCAGAAUUUUCAUUGGAUGAUAAAUUUUUUGAAGAUAUUCCUCAUGUUGGUCCUUCCAUUAUGGAUCAGAAUUAUGAGAAACGCAUGGGAAUGGAGAUUAUGCCUUGUUAUGAAAUGCCUACAUUGAUGCAAGGUGACGUCAAUAAGGAGAUUGAUUUGAUGGAGAUGAUUUCUAGAGUUAAUCCAUAG
Molecule: messenger RNA, 1233 nt
Organism: Lycium ferocissimum
Lineage: Eukaryota; Viridiplantae; Streptophyta; Magnoliopsida; Solanales; Solanaceae
Product: transcription factor MYB98-like
Exons: 3
Coding region: 1-1233 (410 amino acids)
Biological process (GO): regulation of DNA-templated transcription
Cellular component (GO): nucleus
Molecular function (GO): DNA-binding transcription factor activity, RNA polymerase II-specific; RNA polymerase II cis-regulatory region sequence-specific DNA binding
Source: RefSeq, a predicted model, not a curated record